Messenger RNA from Pieris macdunnoughi, 2556 nucleotides. Lineage: Eukaryota; Metazoa; Arthropoda; Insecta; Lepidoptera; Pieridae. The record is from the annotation of a GenBank genome assembly.
AUGGCGAAACGCAGGGAAUGGAUGGACGAAUUAAGACCUCUUCAAGAAGACAUUGUUGAAGAGCAUUCAAGAAAGAAACCUAAAAUACAAAUAUUAAGCAACCAACUAUACCUACAAGGCAAUUUUAUUCCUUCAAUAUUGAACAACACAAAAAUAAAAUCACAGACCGAUGAAUCUAAUAAUUUUUCGCAAAAUAAUGACAAAACGACACCACGACAUACAAGGAAUUUGGAAGAGGACAGGCCUAGUAGCAAAGAAUUGACUCCAACUUUUCGAAACCCAGAAAAGUACAUGACUGCAACCGACCACAUACUAAGACAAAUUUUACCGCCACCGCUUCAAGCUUCGGGCUUGACGGAAAUCCCAACAGACUUUCAUAAAGAUUGCGAAAUGACCCACGAAACAUGUAUUACAAAACAUGCUAAAUUAGAUUUUACUGUAACCAUUGAGAAUGAAGAUGUUUUAGAUAAAAGUAUUCCACAAGUAACAGCUUGUAAAGCCUACUUUCCAGUUGAGAAUGAUGGUAAGCAAAUCAAUACCCAAUGUCUCUAUUCUAUCCCAGAAUUAGGUGGUGGUGUUGAGAGCAAUAUGGAACAGCCUCAAAGUAAAUCACCAGCUACUGAGAAGAGAGCUAUGAUCGAAAGCAACGUAAAAUUGAUGGACCCUGAAAGUCAACCCUCCGGUCUUAGAGCAUGUGCAGCAAUAGAGAGCCACGUGCAAACGCAACUUCAAUGUCCAUCUCCAGUUCUUGAUACAAGUGCUGCUACUCAAAGUAACGUGCUACUGUUUCGGGGUCCAUCUCUAGUACCUUCAACGAGUUUUGCGACUGAGGGCGACGUACUGGUUCCUGGCACAAGAACUGCUACAAAUGGCGUUGUGCAGAUACAAUUUAUUUCUGAAAACAGUUCUGCAAUUGAGAGCAAUACAGUGCCAAUAGGAUCUCCAAGUCUAUCAAUAUUCCCUAGAACGAGUGACAGCGACGUGGUGCAGAUACAGUUUCGAAGUAGUUUACCAUCCCCUGAAACAAACAAAAUACAGAUAAUAGAGGACAGAGGAACCAGAAGGACAAAUCCUGAAAGAUGCAAGAAAAAACUAAAUUUCAAUAAAUGUUAUCUUGAUUAUGUGGACGAUGCGGAUACAUUAUUGUUAAAUGAAGCUUUUCCAUCAGAUGACUCAACAGAUUGGACUGAAGUGGAAGAGUCAUCUGACGAGAUGGAAGAUGGAGAUCAACACACUAAAACUGCAAAAAGAAAUAAGAACAAGCAAGGCAAACAUAAAGACAAAAUAAAAACAAAGACUAAUCAUAGGCACUUAAAUAUAGAAAAAAAUAAAACAAAAGCAAUGAUUAAAAAAGAAAAUAAAGAAGAAAAGAAAAAAGGGAAACAAUAUUUAACUAGAAAAGGAAGACCUAUUGAGGAAAAAAAUAUGAAACCAAACCCAUGUACUGGCAAAAAAUGUAGAAAUAACUGUGAAAACAUAACCGAAGAACGGCGUACAAAUUUAUUUAACUAUUUUUGGAAUCUUAAGUGUACGCAAAGGCGCAAAGAUUGGAUUGCUCAAUGCUGUCAUAAAAAAAGUGUAAAGAACCACACGUCACAAAAUAGUGGAGUAUCUAGGCGAAACAUCACACAUGAAUAUUUUAUUAAUGAAGGAGAAGGAAGGAGAAAGGUCUGCCAACAAUUUCUGAUCGCGACUCUCGAUGUGACGCAGAGAUUUAUUUUGUAUACACUGCAAAAUUCAAUAGAUAAUUUUUCCAAACUUGACGAAAGAGGGAAAAACGGUGGUCAUAAUAAAACAUCAACGGAUGUCAUCGCCAAAGCCAAGUCUUUUGUUAUGUCUCUGCCAUUAAUGCCUUCUCAUUAUUGUCGCAAAGAUUCCACACGACUUUACCUGCCAGAAAAUUUUAAAAAUAUUACUAACUUGUACAACAUUUACAAAGAGCACUGCAACGAUGAAAAUGUAAAACUUAUGUCUUUUAAAGUUUUUUCCAAAUGGUUUCGUAGUACUUUCAAUAUUGGCUUCCAUGUCCCAAAAAAGGAUAAAUGUGUUCAGUGUAUGGCCACAAAAACCUUCGAGGUGAAAACUGAAGAGGAAAUGAACAAGUUAGACGAGCACAUAAAAGAGAAAGAAGAAUCAUACAAACGAUUUUUAUGUCAUCAGGAUCUUAACAAGGCAGACAAAAGUGUUAUCUGUGCCAGCUUUGACAUGCAGAAAGUGCUUAAUACUCCACACGGUGACAACAUGGCCCUUUAUUAUAGCCGAAAAAUAUCUGUGUAUAAUUUCACAAUUUAUGAAAGUAACACGCAGGUAGGGCUCUGUAAUAUAUGGAAUGAAAAUGAUGCCCAUCGUGGAGCAAAUGAGAUUUCGUCAUGUUUACUAAAUUAUAUAAUGGAAGUUGAUUCUCAAACUAAAAUUAAGACUUUAUUAUUGUAUUCCGAUUCCUGCUACGGACAAAACAAAAAUAAGACCGUUUUAUCUAUGUUUCGCUUUGCAUUAUCUAGGUGUGUUAAUCUUGAAGUUAUUCAGAUGAACUACUUGAUCCCUGGCCAUACAUAA